Messenger RNA from Sordaria macrospora k-hell, 1173 nucleotides. The record is from RefSeq and is a predicted model, not a curated record. Lineage: Eukaryota; Fungi; Ascomycota; Sordariomycetes; Sordariales; Sordariaceae.
AUGGCUACCGUAGAGUCACGCAAAGACGAGGAGGCGACCACUAUCAAAGUCGCCUCGUCAAAAGCGAUCCGUAAUGUUGCCAAGCUGAAGAGACAAUCCACUAAGCCCUCUAAGCCAGGCAAUUGGAAGGAGGCCACGACAUCGAUCGAGAACGAGGAAAAGAAACGAGCCAAAGAGGCUCCCCCGAGCCCCAUCAUCAAUCAACUCGACCCUCCCGCACAAGUAACAUUCGACACCGGUCGGCCGCUCGACGAUGUUCCCGACCUUAUCUACUGCAAACUCUGCAAAAAGGGAGUCAUCAGAACCUCCGGUAAGGAGCAUAUCGACGAAUGUCUCCGCAUCAAGAGGGAAAAGGCGCAACGCAAAAAGGAGGCCCGCGAGGCGCGUGAGCGCGCCAAGGAAGCUGCGCGCGAGGAGGAGGCCCGCAAAAACAAUCCCGGCGGGAACAGCGGGAAGACGACCAAGAAGGCGACUGGCAAGAAGCCCGAUACCGGCGGGAAGAAGAGGAAGGCCGAGGGAGACCUGGAGAAGGGCAAGGCCAAGAAGAAGAAGGACGAACCGAAACCCAAGACCGCCAAGCCCAAGGGCCCUGUGGAUGUUGAGAGGCAGUGCGGUGUCAUCUUGCCCAACGGCCAGCCUUGCGCCCGUUCGCUCACUUGCAAGAGUCAUAGUAUGUCGGCCAAGAGAUCGGUACCAGGGCGAUCCUUACCGUAUGAUAUGCUACUGGUGGCAUACCAGAAGAAGAACCAAGCGAAGCAGCAGAGGGCCGCCAUCGACGCGAAUGCCCCGUUAGAGGACGACGACGAUCCGAAUGCCGGUGCGGUGGACAGUGACGAGGAGACAGCUGCCGUCAUGAACGCCCUAGCGAAUUGGCGACCACAACCGGUUGUCCCUCAGCCCAUUAUUGCACCGAUCAAGAGGCAGUACCAGCUGGCACGACUACACGAGCAACUCCAAACGGUAACCAAUGGCGGUCGACUCAACAUCUUCAAGGUCGUUGGAUUUGGUGCCCAGAAGCUGCCAGAGGGCCAUCCCGGUCUCUAUCAGCAGCACGAAGAGGAACAUGGCGGCGACCCCGACGUGUCCAUGCAAGAUUCAUUUUCUCGACGUUCAUCCACCUUUAGUCUUGCAGGACCACCGCAGCGAAGGCCAUCAGUGACAAGCAGAGCUUAG